Branchiostoma belcheri (Belcher's lancelet) is the source of this 849-nucleotide messenger RNA. RefSeq lists its product as uncharacterized. The transcript has 5 exons. The record is from RefSeq and is a predicted model, not a curated record. Lineage: Eukaryota; Metazoa; Chordata; Leptocardii; Amphioxiformes; Branchiostomatidae. The coding region runs from base 1 to 849 and encodes 282 amino acids.
AUGGGGAACCUGUCGACCACUGGAGCAUCACUGGCGCUGCUCUGGGGUUUGUGCUGCUGUCUGUCAGGUGCUCUGGCAACAUCGGAUUUGAAUGCGGCUCUGGGGAAGACGGCGUUCCAGACUAGCACCCUUAACGGGACGCACGGACCCGGGGUUGCCAGCCUUGCUGCAGACGGGAUCACCAAUACCUACAUGAACUACGGCACUGCCACCUGUACACAUACACAGCAGGAGGCUGAUCCUAGCUGGUGGGUGGACCUCGGCCGAUCGUAUAUUAUUGACAGAUUAGUCAUCUUUAACCGCAUGGACUGCUGUCAGGAACGACUAAACCCCUUCAACAUCCACAUCGGGGAUUCCGACCAGGUCAGCGAGAACCCCAUGUGCGGAGGUGAUCAUCAAAUCGACGUGACGAAGCCGUCCGUUUCCAUCCCGUGUCGGUGGAUGGCAGGACGGUAUGUGGGGGUUCGUCUGGCCGGUCUCUCCCGUAUCCUGACGCUAUGCGAGGUACAGGUUAUUACAGAACCAUGCCAGGAGGGGGAUGGGGCAUCCUACCGAGGAACCGUCUCUGUGACCAGGACAGGCAAGACGUGUCAACGCUGGGACAGGCAGUUUCCACAUACACACGACAAGACACCGCAUAACUACCCGUCAUCCGGACUGGAGGAGAACUACUGCCGGAAUCCGGAUGGUGAACCCGGAGUUUGGUGCUUCACCACGAAUCCGUUAGUGCGAUGGGAGCGGUGCGAAGUGCCAGUCUGUGGUGAGGCCUGCAAGCUAUUUAUCACCUUCGUCGAGCCGGGGAUCGAACUUACAACCUACCGAAUGCAAGGCGAGUAUCUACCCACUUAA